AUGGUUCACUCUCUUUCACUCCCCAUCCACUCCUUCUGGGGCAAGAUCGUCACCGUCGCCGGUGUUGCUUCAGUCGCUGUUGCUGCUCCCGUCACCGGCUCUGUCGACGGCAAGACCUAUGAUUACAUCAUCGUCGGCGGCGGUCUCAGUGGCCUGGUGGUUGCCAACCGUCUGAGCGAGAAGUCGUCUGCCUCCGUCCUUGUCAUCGAGUAUGGCCCUGUCGACAGGAGCAACAAGACAACGGUGCCUUACCUUGGUACCUCGACCAACGCCGCCGGCAUGUUCAACAUCACCUCGGCCCCGGAGCCGUUCCUUGGCAACUCGACCUUUGCCGUCAUGGCCGGCUCCAUUGCCGGAGGCGGGUCGUCGGUCAACGGCAUGGUCUGCGGAAGAGCCUCUGCGGCUGAUUACGAUUCUUGGGAGCAGCUCGGAAACGAGGGCUGGGGCUGGGACGGCCUUCUCCCGUACUUCAAGAAGGGAACAACCCUCGGCGCUCCGUCUGCUGACGAGGCCAAGGAGCUCGGAUACACGUGGGACCCCUCUUACUACGGCAAGGGUCCCCUGCAGGUUGGCUACCCCGACUUCCAGUACCCCGACAUGUACACCUUCUUCAGCGGCUUCGAAGAGCUCGGCGUGACGUUCCAGAAGGAACAGGGCGCCGGCAACAACACCGGCCUGGUCUGGUCUCCGAGCGCGCUCGACACGAAGACCAUGACUCGGUCCUCGUCCCUGACGGCCUACUACGACACGGCGUCCAGCCGCAAGAACCUCAACCUGCUCUCCGAGCACCAGGUCACUCAGGUCAUCCUCUCCUCGGACCUGACGGCCGAGGGCGUCAAGGUCACCAACCGUGCCGACGGUAGCGUCUCGACCAUCUACGCGAAGAAGGAGGUCAUCCUCGCGGCGGGUGCCAUCCACACGCCGCAGCUGCUCCAGCUGAGCGGCAUCGGGCCCAAGGCGGUGCUCAAGGCCGCCGGCGUCAAGGUGAAGCUCGACCUCGCGGCCGUCGGCAGCAACUUCCAGGACCACCCCGUCGCCUACUCGAUGUGGAGCCUGAACCAGACCUUCCCCAACGCGGGCUCCCUGGCCAGCAACGCGACCUACAACGAGGAGUCGCUGCAAGCCUACCUCGUCAACAAGUCGGGCCCGUACACGCGCGCCCAGGGCAACAGCGUCGCCUUCCUGCCGCUGCACACCGUCACCGACGCCGGCUCGACGCUCGUCGCGGACCUCAAGGCCCAGGUCCCGACCGAGCACCUCCCCUCCAUCUACACCGACUCAGCACUCCAAAAGGGCUUCAAGGCGCAGCGCGACAUCCUGGCGGCGCAGCUGCUCGCCGGCAGCGUCGCGGCCAUCGAGUUCCCCUUCUCGGGCGCGGGCUUCGUGCCCAACGCGGUGCAGAAGCCGCUCAGCCGCGGCACCGUCUACCUCAACGCCUCGGACCCGACCGGCGAGCCCGUCGUGUCGCACCAGGCCUUCGCCAACCCCUUCGACCGCGCCCAGGUCUUCGCCGGCUUCCAGUUCACCCGCAAGUUCUUCGCCAGCGACGCCGUGUCGUCCGCCAUGACGCCGGCCGAGGCGGCGCCCGGCGCCGCCGUCGACACCGAGGACGCCUUCUUCGCCGCCAUGACCGCCGCCGGCUUGAUGAGCCCGACCUUCGCCCACGCCAGCGGCUCGUGCCCGAUGAUGCCGCGCAAGUCGGGCGGCUGCGUCGGCGCCGACCUGCUCGUGUACGGCGCGAAGAAGCUGAGCGUCGUCGAUGCGUCCAUCAUGCCCAUCAUCCCGUCCAACCAUCUGCAGGCCUCGGUCUACGCCGUGGCUGAGAAGGCGGCCGAUCUCAUCAAGGCGAGGGCGUAA
Diplodia corticola is the source of this 1857-nucleotide messenger RNA. RefSeq names its product choline dehydrogenase. The coding region runs from base 1 to 1857 and encodes 618 amino acids. Gene Ontology annotation, molecular function: oxidoreductase activity, acting on CH-OH group of donors; flavin adenine dinucleotide binding. The record is from RefSeq and is a predicted model, not a curated record. Lineage: Eukaryota; Fungi; Ascomycota; Dothideomycetes; Botryosphaeriales; Botryosphaeriaceae. The transcript has 3 exons. Gene Ontology annotation, biological process: secondary metabolite biosynthetic process.